UAUUUUCAAUACUCUUGAGAAUAUAAAUAGAACUAGAUGCAUUUUUUAAAAUUACAAACAAUUUUCAAAACAAAUGUGCUGAUAAAUGAAUUGUACAGCAACUGUGUGACUGGAUUUGGACUUUGCUGUAUUAUGUUGGGGAAGUUAAUAUGGAAACCCCCAGCUAUGAAACUGAAGGCAGAUUUAAUCGAGAAAUCACUGGGGAUUUGACUGGAAAGUAAAAGCAAAAGUUUCCAAGAGGUGGGUCCACAUUUCAAUAUAUGAUUGAGAUUAGUUUUCUCUGGAGCCGAGUGUACAGGAUGUACCUGAAUGGAUUUCUGAGUCUUUCCUUGUGCUUAUCCCUGGUUCAAGUCUCCUGGGCAAGCACAGAGGUUGCUGUUCUGCUUCAGGAUAAGAACAACUCAAGCCAACAUGAACUCUCUCCUCCAAUAAAUCUCUCGAUAAAUUCUUAUAAUCUGAAGACUAUUUUAAUUUGGGAUUAUGACAUACCUGAAACAUAUUUUCGUGUUGAAUGCAAGGAUUACAGAACUUCUCGUUGGAAGCCCUUCCCACCCUGUUCAAAAAUUUCUACCCAUUAUUGCGAUGUUACAAAACCAUUUACAGAGAACUUGACUGCAUCAAGUAUGUACUAUGCAAAGGUCAAGGCCGUUAAACAUUUGCAGGAGUCAGCUUUUGCUUUCACACCGAUGUUCAGUUACAAACAUAAUGGCACAAUCGGUCCUCCUACUACACGUGUUAUGGUGUACACACCACUGCAAGCAACAGUGAAAUGUGAAUAUCCCCUUGUUGCAAACCUGACGACAAAGAAUGGCUUCAAAGUAAAACCCAAGUUUACCUGUAAUAUUUGUAUUUGGCCGGAGACAUCACAUAAAAAGCCACAGAGAAUAUGUAAAAUUACAAAGUCAAAUUGGACAAUGAACAUAUCCCAAUCUACUUGGUGUGUGUCUGCUCAAGUUAAUUCAGUGAGUUGGGAGAUGAAAGGAAUGUGGUCAAAACCUCAGUGUUUCAAACAUUCAACACAAGAAUAUCUGAUUCUAUUUCUAGUGCUGAUUGCUCCAAUUGUCACACUACUUGUGAUAGCAAAUGUGUUCCUUCUUGGAAAGUUUCUAAGGAAGGAGCAAGUUUUGCCAAAGUCUUUACUACUCAUUGUAAAGGGCAUGCAUCCAUACAUAGAUAUGAAGACUGAGAAGGACAGCAUAUCUGUUGUAAUUAAGCAUGAGAAAGUGAUUCCCAAUGAAUGUGACAUUUUCUACGAGGAAGCAGAAAAGUCCAGUGCAAAUCCAGAGAGCAACGAGCAACAUGUGCCUGGUCAUAAAUAUGCUGAGAAAGACUGGAUGUAUGACAGACCUCAACUUAUAUCGGAUGCAUAUUAACCCUUUCAUUUCCAGUCAUAUCAUUUUCCACCGUCAGAGCUCCAAAUGCUAGGAAACUGCAGCCACGUGGAAAGCGAAUAUGAGCAUCAGCAAAUUAAACCACAAUUGCACCAUAUAGAGCAUGUAGU
This is a messenger RNA of Callorhinchus milii (elephant shark), 1501 nucleotides long. RefSeq names its product interferon gamma receptor 1. The transcript is spliced from 7 exons. Lineage: Eukaryota; Metazoa; Chordata; Chondrichthyes; Chimaeriformes; Callorhinchidae. The coding region runs from base 261 to 1373 and encodes 370 amino acids. The record is from RefSeq and is a predicted model, not a curated record. Gene Ontology annotation, molecular function: protein binding.